CCUGAGAAGGGAGCUGCCCCCAGCCCCAUGUGUAGCAUGCUGACAGCUGGAGCUAACGAGCUAACUGGGUUGUAGCAGGAGCAAGCUGUGCCUCAGCUGCUCUGGGGCUCACUCCAGGUGAGGAGCAGCCUCUUUUCUCAGGGUCUGCACGUGAGGGCUGCUCUCUGAAGAGGGAGCUUACAAGGAGGAGGACGUGCCUGUUUGUAAAAUGUAGAUGAAGGAAAACUGGUCUCAUAACAUCACAUGCCAUCCACACAUCAGGACAAUGAAUGAGUCCAACAACUGCAGUGUAACAGGCGUAGAAGUGAAUCGCCACGUCCGUCUCACUGAAUUUGCUCUGUAUAUCAUCAUUUUCUUUUUUGGAUCAAUAUUUAAUGCCCUUGCUCUGUGGGUGUUCUUCUGCAAAAUAAAGAAGUGGACGGAAACCAGGGUGUACACAAUCAAUUUAGUUUUUGCUGACUGCUUCAUCAUCUGCAUCUUGCCUUUCAUGGCUUAUUUGAUCUGGAAUAAGUCAGACCGAGAUGAACUCUGCCAGUUUAUAGAGGCAAUGUAUUUUAUCAACAUGGUAGUGAGCACCUAUGUCAUUUCAUUUAUCUCCAUUGAUCGAUACAUUGCCAUAAAGUACCCCCUGAAAGCUAGGACCUGCAGGUCUCCAUCAAAAGCUGCCCUUCUCUGUGGGCUUCUGUGGGUCUCUGUUAUAAUCGGUGCAACCUUAAGAUUUCAAAAGAGACAUGCUACUGUCUGUUUUCAGAAGGAUGACACCAUACCCAUUGCUCAGACCCUGAUUUCCAUUUUCUUCGUUUUCUCUCUUCCAUUAGCAACCUUGACCUUUUGUUCCAUAGAAAUCAUCAGGAACCUUAAGAGACAGCUGAAGACAAAUUCACUGGAAGAGAAAUUAAUCCAGAAAGCUCUUUACAUUAUUUAUGCAAAUCUGAUUGUGUUUCUAAUAUGUUUUCUGCCAGCCUACCUUGGGGUACUUUUCAGGUUCAUAAUGGAGUAUGUUGGAACUAGCUGUUUCCUGAAGCAGGUCAUGAUGGACUUCUUUGCCCUGACGAGGUGCAUUGCCACGUCCAACUGCUGCCUGGACAGCGUCUGCUACUACUUCGUGACCAAGGAAUUCCAAGAAGCCAUUCUGCUGCCUAAAUCCAGCACUGACAAAACAAAUCAAACCCAAUCCUUGCAGUUAAAUACUUGCUAAAGGAAAGGAAGAAGAAUACAAACCAAAGCACCACCACCAAAAAAAUGCAAUGCCAAGAGAACGUACAGCUUCAGUGUUACUGGGAUAACCAUUGCCCUUUCAUUCCAGGGACAGCUUUGUUAUGUCUAUCAUUACCAAGUUAUUUGUAAUUUUUAUUUCUGUGUGGCUAUUAAACAAAUAAGUUGUUUCAUA
Messenger RNA from Anas platyrhynchos (mallard), 1390 nucleotides. Its product is annotated as G-protein coupled receptor 35-like. The record is from RefSeq and is a predicted model, not a curated record. NCBI's taxonomy places the organism in Eukaryota, Metazoa, Chordata, Aves, Anseriformes, Anatidae. Gene Ontology annotation, cellular component: plasma membrane. Gene Ontology annotation, biological process: chemokine-mediated signaling pathway; positive regulation of Rho protein signal transduction; phospholipase C-activating G protein-coupled receptor signaling pathway. Gene Ontology annotation, molecular function: chemokine receptor activity.